AUGCUUGCUUCCCGGUUCUCCCGUGCGCUUCCUCGCGCGGUUCCUUCUUUUGCUCGUUCUUCCGCUCGUUCCUCCGCUUACAAACUCCCUGCUACACCAUUCCGAAGAUGGAACUCAACAGAAGGCGGAGAGGAGAAGGUGAAGGGCCAAGUUAUCGGUAUCGAUUUGGGUACCACCAACUCCGCUGUUGCUGUGAUGGAGGGCAAGACCCCAAGAAUCAUUGAAAACGCCGAAGGUGCACGAACAACUCCCUCAGUGGUUGCUUUCACCAAAGAUGGUGAGCGACUUGUCGGUAUUGCCGCUAAACGACAGGCUGUUGUUAACCCUGAGAAUACCCUCUUUGCCACUAAGCGUUUGAUCGGACGCAAAUUCACCGAUCCCGAGUGCCAGCGUGACUUGAAGGAAGUUCCUUACAAGAUCGUUCAACACGCUAACGGCGACGCAUGGGUUGAGGCGCAGGGCCAAAAAUACUCUCCAUCCCAGAUUGGAGGCUUUGUCCUCCAGAAAAUGAAGGAGACUGCUGAAGCCUAUCUUGGCAAACCCGUCAAGAAUGGUGUCGUCACAGUCCCCGCCUACUUCAAUGAUUCUCAACGUCAAGCUACCAAAGAUGCCGGUCAAAUCGCCGGUCUCAACGUUCUCCGUGUUGUCAAUGAGCCUACCGCUGCUGCUCUUGCCUACGGUCUCGAGCGCGAGCAGGAUCGCAUCGUUGCCGUCUACGAUCUUGGUGGUGGUACUUUUGACAUCUCCAUUCUUGAAAUCCAGAAGGGUGUGUUCGAAGUCAAGUCUACCAAUGGUGACACUCAUCUUGGUGGUGAGGACUUCGAUAUCACCCUUGUCCGCAACGUUGUGCAGCAAUUCAAGAAAGAGUCCGGUAUCGAUCUCUCAAACGAUCGCAUGGCUAUCCAGCGUAUUCGUGAGGCCUGUGAGAAGGCUAAGAUCGAACUUUCCUCCGCUCUCCAAACUGAAAUUAACCUUCCUUUCAUCACCGCUGAUUCCUCCGGUGCUAAGCAUAUCAACUCCAAGAUGACUCGUUCUCAGCUCGAGGCACUCGUUGACCCUCUGAUUUCCCGCACUAUCGAGCCCGUGCGCAAGGCUUUGAAGGAUGCCAAUCUCCAGGCUAAGGACAUCCAGGAGGUCAUCCUCGUUGGUGGUAUGACCCGUAUGCCCAAAGUUGGAGAGUCCGUCAAGAGCAUCUUCGGCCGCGAUCCCGCCAAGUCCGUCAACCCAGAUGAGGCUGUUGCCAUUGGUGCUGCUAUUCAAGGUGCUGUCCUCGCUGGUGAGGUCACCGACGUUCUUCUCCUUGACGUUACUCCUCUGUCCCUCGGCAUUGAAACACUUGGUGGUGUGUUCACUCGUCUGAUCAACCGCAACACCACUAUCCCUACCAAGAAGUCCCAGACCUUCUCCACUGCCGCUGAUUUCCAGACUGCCGUCGAGAUCAAGGUUUACCAGGGUGAGCGUGAGCUCGUCCGUGACAACAAACUCCUUGGAAACUUCCAACUUGUUGGAAUCCCACCCGCCCACCGUGGUGUCCCUCAGAUCGAGGUCACCUUCGACAUUGAUGCUGAUUCCAUCGUCCAUGUCCACGCUAAGGACAAGUCCACUGGCAAGGACCAGUCCAUCACCAUCGCCUCCGGCUCCGGUCUCUCUGACGCCGAGAUCCAGAACAUGGUCGACGAUGCCGAGAAGUUCGGUGCCCAGGAUAAGGAACGAAAAGCCGCUAUCGAAGCCGCUAACCGCGCCGACAGCGUCCUGAACGACACUGAGAAGGCCCUCAAGGAAUUCGAGGACAAACUCGACAAGACAGAGGCUGACCAGAUCAAGGAGAAAAUUGCCUCUCUCCGUGAAGUCGUCGCCAAAAGUCAGUCUGGCGAGGGCUCCAUUACCGCUGACGAGUUGAAGGCUAAGGUUGAUGAGCUCCAGAAUGCCAGUCUUACCCUGUUCGACAAGAUGCACAAGGCCCGUUCUGAGGAUGGACAGCAGCAGCAAUCCCAGCAAUCAAAUGAGGGCCAGCAGAGUGGUGAGGGAGAGAAGAAGCCAUGA
Molecule: messenger RNA, 2043 nt
Organism: Paracoccidioides brasiliensis Pb18
Product: hsp7-like protein
Exons: 4
Coding region: 1-2043 (680 amino acids)
Biological process (GO): protein refolding; cellular response to unfolded protein
Cellular component (GO): mitochondrion; cytoplasm
Molecular function (GO): ATP hydrolysis activity; misfolded protein binding; ATP binding
Source: RefSeq, a predicted model, not a curated record